Molecule: messenger RNA, 1819 nt
Organism: Annulohypoxylon maeteangense
Lineage: Eukaryota; Fungi; Ascomycota; Sordariomycetes; Xylariales; Hypoxylaceae
Exons: 3
Coding region: 304-1443 (379 amino acids)
Biological process (GO): endoplasmic reticulum tubular network organization
Cellular component (GO): endoplasmic reticulum tubular network
Source: RefSeq, a predicted model, not a curated record
UUUAUUGUUGUCCUUAUUUCUUAAUUGCUUCACCUGUAAUGUCGUCACAACUGUCAUCAGGUCUUAAUUCUUCUGCUUGCCUAACACAACGUUAGGCAGUCUCUGUCUGUCCUUAGCCUAUUUGCUUACCUAGGCAUACAUAUUAUUAUUAUUAUUAUUAUUUGUUGUUGCUGUUGUUCAUCUUCUUCCCCUUCUCCUUCCACCAGCUUCUUUUUCCUUUUCCUAUUCCUUUUCCUUACCCUACUAUUCUCAAUCAACUCGCUAUGGUCUUCCGACGGUAAACGUCACUCUAAUACCAAAAUUAUGGUGUCGUUCUGGCCUUGGAAGGGCCAUGACUCUUCCCCUUCUUCAUUCGAGAAGACAUUAUCAACCCUUUCCGACAGGAUCACAAAAACCACAACCAAGCUCGACAAGGCGCGAUCCAAUUCUCGCCGAAUCAAAAUUCUGUGGACCCUAUACCUUACAUUUGCUUAUCUCGUCUAUGCCAUCGUCUUGACCCUGGUGGUUGGAUGGCAGAAUUUAGGACCAUGGGAAUUUACUGGCAUGGCUGGCGGCCCCGUGGUGAUUUACCUAGUAAGAACAUUUACGAACGCAUAUUUCAGCUUUCGCAUCGACAACUUAGAGUCUCGUCUAAAGAGCCACCAAGCUGAGCGCGCAAAGACGAUCCAGAAAUUGAAGGAUGCUACUAAAUAUGACUCUACCCUAGAGCUACUAGAGAAAUAUGGAGGAACUGGUGAGAAGCGAACUCAACCUAAGAAGCAAGAGGAGGGAGCCGAUCACGGGAAAGGCCAGGCGAGAAAGGUGUCGAACACGUCGAACACAGGUUCUGUACCCCCUAGCGCAAGGAUCAACAUACCUCCUCCACCAACCGCCAACAUUCAGAGACCCUCUUAUGCUCCAGCCCUAGGCGCCAUCCCGCCCCGCCAAGAUCCCUCUCUCAUGCCACGUCCGCAUACGCCUUUAGACCAGCAACCAACGGAAGAGUUUGCGCCAAACGCUGGGCCACUCCCAUCCUUCUACGCCCAGUACGAUAUGAGCCCGGGCCCGCCCCGCUGGUAUGACCGAAUUAUGGAUCUUAUGCUCGGUGAAGAUGAGACGGCAUCGAAGAACCGUAUCGUUUUGAUUUGCAAAAACUGCCGAUUGGUAAACGGACAAGCACCCCCAGGAACCAAAUCUUUAACGGAUUUAGGGAAGUGGAGAUGCAUGUCUUGCCGAUCGUUAAACGGAGAGAUAGAUGAGGGUAAGAAGAUUAUCCGAGAGGUCCUCGAAUCAAAUCAGUCGAACGCCGGCCUAAGGAGCGAGGAUCGAGAUAGUGACAUAUCGAGCGACUUAGUCAAAGUCGAGAAUGAGAGCGAAAGUGCGGGAAAUACCGAUGGAGAGGCAUCUACUACAGAGCAACGAAACCUGAGGCAUCGAAACAAGAAGUCUCAGAUGAUCCCAUAACGCACACGGGAUUCUAAUCUCUUUAAUAUAUCAUUUGUGUUUCAUUUGUGCUGCCACUGCUUAACUCAUAUCGUAUACCUUUAUCGUGGGGAACAAGGACACUCUGAAAGUACUUAUAUAAGCACUCUCCCCUUGGUAGCCGAAUAAUGUUGCCCUUCUAUCAUAUCCCUCUACAUUCUUCCAGCUGUUCAUUCGAUUCUAAUAGCACCAAGAAACCUCUCUCGGCGGAUGCGAAGAGGUAUCAUCGUCUUAUAUACCCCCUUUUCCCACUUGCCAAGGAGCUUCCCUAAAAUACACUAUCAAAGACACUCGGUUUCAUAUCUUCAUGAUGUGUAUGAUGUGCAUGAAGCUCUUGUAACCCCGAUAUGUAUGUCUU